AUGGAGAUGGAAAAGGUGCACACUUUCCCACGACCGCCUACAUGCACCAACGAGUAUCCACAUCCUCGCAAUCUAAUUAUCACAAACGACGACUACGAUAGUCAGGAGUCAUGCAAAUGGCAAGCCAAAACCGUGAGGGGUGAAGCCCUCGCCAAAAAACGACGCGUCACUCAAUCCGCAAACAUGCGCCAUGAGGUGUCUUUGGCCUAUGCCGCCAUAAUUUGCCCUGAUUGA
Messenger RNA from Dibothriocephalus latus, 234 nucleotides. The record is from the annotation of a GenBank genome assembly. Lineage: Eukaryota; Metazoa; Platyhelminthes; Cestoda; Diphyllobothriidea; Diphyllobothriidae.